CAUGCGCGUUUCCGCUUUGACGGAACCACGGAACUACCUCAGCUGCUCCGAGAAGCCAACUUUGAAACUUCGCUUUUAAAUGGAAGUGCGGCAAACAACGACAGCAGCUUCCGGCAGCAGGACACCGAGGACAGUCGACAUUUGAAGGCGCUGUUGAUCACCCAGCAGGAUUUUAAAUCUGACUGAAGAUUGGAGGACGAGUGUAACGUGAGUUUCAUUAAGUGCAGAGUGAAGCAGGAGGACACACACACACACACACACACACACACACACACACACACUAAGGGGGGAGGAGCCAUGUGGUGGUUCCAGCAGGGUCUGUGUAUCCUGCCCGUCGCGCUGGUCAUCUGGACGGCGGCGUCCUUCAUCUUUGCGUACAUCACAGCCGUGGUGCUGAGACACGUGGAUCCUCUGGUUCCUUACAUCAGUGACACGGGAACGAUGCCACCAGAGAGAUGUGUGUUUGGCAUCAUGCUAGAUGUCUCAGCUUUUUUAGGUAUGGCCACAGUGUACGUGCGUUACAAACAGGUGGAAGCUCUGAUCGGUGAGGACGAGCUCAAACUGAAGAGACUGAACCGCUUCGGGCUGCUGCUCGGCUGGAUCAGCUCCUUCGGGAUGUGCGUGGUCGCAAACUUCCAGAAGACCACACUGUUCUCCAUGCACCUGGUGGGGGCGGUGCUGACCUUCGGAGUGGGGGCUCUCUACAUCUUCGUCCAGACGCUGCUGUCGCUCUACAUGCAGCCUCGAGUCCACAGCAAGACCACCUACCUGAUCCGCCUCAGCAUCGGACUGUGGACGCUGAGCAGCAUCAUCAGCAUGUUUGUAUCGUCAGUCAUCAUGUACAGCAGUCUGCGGGGAGUGGACGUUCCCCAAAAAAUGCACUGGACUCCUGGAGAGACGGGCUACACUGCCCACCUCAUCAGCACCGUGUCUGAGUGGUCUCUGGCGUUCUCCUUCAUCAUGUUCUUCCUCACCUACAUCAGAGACUUCCAGAAAAUUGACCUGCGAGCAGAAGCAGUUUUGCAUAGCAGCCACCUGUACGACCUGCCGCCCGGAAACAAACGUGACUCCGCCUCCGAGUCGUCUUCACUGCUGGGAGGAGGGACGUGACGAGCAGAAGAUGUCUUCUUCUUCUUUUUUUAAAUGCUGACGAUUACCCUUUUUUAAAAAUCAAUUUUAAAGCUUUUAUAGAAAACGCUCUUAAAGCUGGUGCUAACCGCUCUUAUAGGGCCAGUACACCUCAAUGUUUUCUCUCUUCCAACCUUUCCAGUUUUGUGUUUAUUCAUACGAGUUUGGAGACGUCUGCCUCCAUGUGGAAAUUAAAUUCAGUUUGAGCUGCUUUCAACGUCAUUCAAACACAAUAUUUAUAUCCGUCUCAUGUCAGUUGUGAUGGAGACAGAAAAGUUUAAACCUGUACAAAUAAACACAAAACUGGACGAAGAGAUUUUGUCGUAUUCUUUUGAGUGAACUGGCCCUUUAAAUUCAAAUACCAAGCACUUUUCCCUCAAACAGUAUCACUCCCUCUCAGCGCUGCAUUUCACUAAAUUCAUACUUGAGAUUCAAUUUUAAAGUCUUAACUGUGUUUCACUCUGUUUGUAUCCGCUUCUCCUGAAAUGUUAAUGAAGUCCAUAAAGGGUCACAUGUUAGAAAAUUAAAAACUGAUUGAUAUUAAAAUCAGAUUAAGUGUUAAUAACAAAGAACAUUUGCUGGAGAGUUGAGGAAUCAGUCUAUGCACUGAAACACUUGAGUUUAAUAUUCUUACUGUACUGACAUCAUCUGUACAUAAAUCAUGUUAUGACUAAUAAUAAAACAUUUCCUUUUUAUUUA
Molecule: messenger RNA, 1827 nt
Organism: Labrus bergylta (ballan wrasse)
Lineage: Eukaryota; Metazoa; Chordata; Actinopteri; Labriformes; Labridae
Gene: dram2b
Product: DNA-damage regulated autophagy modulator 2b
Biological process (GO): photoreceptor cell maintenance; regulation of autophagy
Cellular component (GO): lysosome
Source: RefSeq, a predicted model, not a curated record